AUGAUGUCCACCACGAACCUCACUCUCCAAUUGAGACCUACAGUUCCGUCAAGCAUCACCCUGGACCCUCUCUUCACUCUUCUCUAUGAAGACAAUCGGAAGGCGUUGACUCACUUGAUCGACCGCAAGGCGCCUCUUCCCCUCAACGAUGUCCUCGAGAAUGCCACCUUUGUGGAAUUCGUCAUGAGCAAGGAACCAGGCCCCAAAGUCGAAUACCAGAACAUUCGCCCUGCCUUCACAGCCUUACGUGCAUACUUGGUUCUCUCUCCCACUGGAAAGAAGCUCAUGACUUUCUACAAAACUCUCCUUCAAAUGCAGGCUCGCUGGGUCAUCGCCACGGUCGAGGUGCUUACCUUCGACAUCUAUGUCAAACUCACCCAAGUCCUCUACAUUGACCGGGACGACAAGAGGCUUAUGGCUCAAAUGAUCAAAUAUGUUCCAGAUGCUGCAGUCAGAAUCGCAACUCACACCACUGGUGACCGGACCGCAUUCAACAAGUCAAUCUUCGCUCAGAAGAAGCGCCUCACAAGUGCUGUUGUUACCGCAGCCGAAACCCUCUUCAACUAUAAAGUCUCCCCAGAAUUCGUGCAAAACCAUGGCAAGUUACUCGUCGCAAUUGAACUCGGCGGGAAGAAGGUCCAAGCAGCCCGCGAGAAUCAUGUUCGUCACCAGGCCAAGAUCCACCAGGCUCGAGAACGUAACAAGGCGAUGGAUGCCAGACAAAUAGGCAUGGCCGGAAUGAUUCCACAACUUCCUCGCUUCGAAGAUUCCUCUCUUGAAUAUGUCAACGACAUGAAAGAUGAGUGCUUGCCAUCCAAUGACGAUUUCUCCGCAUGA
Molecule: messenger RNA, 837 nt
Organism: Rhinocladiella mackenziei CBS 650.93
Lineage: Eukaryota; Fungi; Ascomycota; Eurotiomycetes; Chaetothyriales; Herpotrichiellaceae
Exons: 1
Coding region: 1-837 (278 amino acids)
Source: RefSeq, a predicted model, not a curated record